Molecule: messenger RNA, 943 nt
Organism: Ilex paraguariensis (yerba mate)
Lineage: Eukaryota; Viridiplantae; Streptophyta; Magnoliopsida; Aquifoliales; Aquifoliaceae
Source: the annotation of a GenBank genome assembly
AUGUCUGAGUCCACUGUCCAUCCAAAACGGACGGCUAGGAUGAGCCAUCAUCACCACCCACGUCGAAUCUUGACACCUGGGGCUUCGCGAAAGCGGAAAGAGACCGAAACGUUUUACGCUGUACAGCCGUUGAAACUAACGGCGAAUCUACAACCUUCGGUUAGUGCUGCGACGUCGUCUAAGGCAGCAGAACCGGUUUCGUCUAAUCAGCUUCUAGCCGGUUACAUGGCUCACGAAUUUUUAACCAAGGGUACGCUUUUGGGUCAGAAGUUUGACCCGGCUCGGGCCGGAGCUAUGCCGGUUUCCACAGCAGACCUGAAGAGGAAUAAGCCGGGUCAGAGUUUGGAAUCCGACCCGAGUGGAAAAAUGAAGCCGGAGCACCAACGUUAUGCUGACGUGGCGAAUUUGCUGAAGAGUGAAGGGACCCACAUUCAGGGGAUAGUCAAUCCUACGCAACUGACUCGGUGGAUUCAGAUGUGACAUGCAAUGUGGGGUUACGUGGAAGCGUUUCAUUGGUUGGACCUUUUGGUGGUCUAAGGAAGAGAAGUGCAACCUCCCUUAGCUUGUAAAAAUCUCCUCUGGAGGUGACUGGUGAGUCAUUGGUGGAUGAGGUAUUGAGGUGCUCUUUUCUCUCUCUCCCUCUCAAAUAUCAACCAGAGGGGAACGCCAGAAUGUUGCGAUAUUCCGGCGACUUCUAUCUCUCUCUCUCUCCUCCAUCCCUCUAUACUGUGCUUUUAUGCCGUACUUCAUGAGAGAGAAACACUUUUUUUGUUGUUAUUUUGAUAUCUUUUGUUUGUGCCUCGUUCUAUGCUGCUUUGUUUACUUGAAACUAAAGAGUGGUUCAGUUGGUUUUUUUUCCUGAUGUGCAUGCAUGUGCGUAUGCUGAAUGCAUGUGUAUAUAAAGGGUAAGAUUACAGCAUCGACGUUAUUACGAAUCUAUACA